Messenger RNA from Austrofundulus limnaeus, 12461 nucleotides. It is a transcript of the gene znf469, whose product is annotated as zinc finger protein 469. The coding region runs from base 900 to 12458 and encodes 3852 amino acids. The record is from RefSeq and is a predicted model, not a curated record. The transcript has 3 exons. NCBI's taxonomy places the organism in Eukaryota, Metazoa, Chordata, Actinopteri, Cyprinodontiformes, Rivulidae.
AAUCCCACAGCAGUAAAGAAGAAAAAUAAAGUGGUAGAUUGUUGUAAGUUCUAAAAGCAGAAAAAGAGGCAGGCAAGACUUUAAAAGAUUGUGGUUAUAGAUUGGCUGUACAUCAAGCGGGCAAAACUGAUUUUAGGAAAACUUACUGAGCCAAAAAAAAAAAAAAAAAAAAAAAACAGAGGAGAAAUACAACUGGUAAAAGAAGCCAGUGGAAACAACACAGUGAUGUGAAAGUUAAACUUCAAGUGGAGCGAAGUGUUUUUAAAUCUUUUCUCCCCUGAAGGCGUUUUUGGAAGCCUCUCUCAUCAGUCUGGGCAGGACUCAUUUGUCCUGCUAUCCCUCCCAUCUCUCCUCCUUUUCCCCUCUGUUCAUCGCACAGAGUGAAACUAGUGCCACACGAUAACUACAGGUUGAGAAGUGAGUGAGGGAAAGGGAGACAGACGGAAGAAAGAGGAGAGACGGCCACACACCUCACACUCUGGAGUUUGGAGUCACUGUGCAGCCAGGAAAGAAGGCAGAGUGUGAGCGGACGGGCCGGGCUCUGCGCAGCCCUCUCUGUGUGUCUGAAACGUGCUGAAAGCUGCUCCGCUCUGCGCCGCCCAUGAGCCCCAGCUCCCGUCUGCCCCAGCUGAGUGACGCAAAGAGACCCAGACUAAAGGAAACGGCUACAACCAUGAGUCUUCUGCCUGUGUCGGCUUCACAGAUUCACUCGUGAGGUCAGCUUUGCUUCAGUGCCAGAUCCUCAGUUCACAAUGAGGGUGAAGAGAUGAGCUUGCAGCAAGCAGCCCUGUCCCUGCUGUUCCUGCCACUGGACUUUUACUAAAUCCCAUUGCCCAGAAGAUGACGUCCCUGACUCCCAGAUUCUGAGGACCAGGACUUCACAGCACAGACUGUGCACCAUGGCAGGAGAGACUCAACAGAUGCAUGCAGUCAAAGAGCUGGAUGCAGGGUCCAAACAGCAGGAUGAGGAUACGGCGCUGGAACAGCAGAGUGACAAAGCCACAAAGGGAUCUUCGAAGCACUUUUCAAGCACAGGCACUGAGGCCAGACUCAGCAACAGAGAGGCCAACGCUGAAAGCAUAGAUAAAGAGAGGGACUGUCCUCAGCAGCGUGAAGCUGUCAUACGGCCACAGCAGACGGGGAAGAUUGACUUCAAAUCACUGCACAACAGAUCAAAGUUUGUCACUGACGGGACUUGGGCGAGCGGGAAAGGCAGUCCCCACUCACCAAGUGGAAAGGGCCGCAGCCGAGAGAAGGGGAAGCGGUCAGGAAAGACAGAACGUGGCAACCCGCAGCAGCUGUACAGACUAAGCAUUACAAGUCCACGCACCGUUGGCAUUGCCUAUCCGCAACAGAAGGUUUUGCCACCCAAGAAGCUGGAAACCAGUCGUGGCCCGGUCUCGAGCAGCUACAGAUUCCACAUUUCCAGUAUGCCAGAGAGAGAGGCUGAACUGCAACAGGAAGAGCUCAGCUACAGUCGCUUCUUCCAGGAAAACCCRGCCAACAUUACGUCCCCAAGCUAUACCUCACAGCCGCUGGGUUCCUCAAGUGGAACAACAUCCCAUCCACAUCCACCCUUGUCACAACAGCCAGUUUCAAUGGAGAACAGUGCACAGACUGGUAGCCCGCUCAUUUUGACUGACUGUCAGCUUAGUGGCUCAAACACUUGGCAGUCUCCUGAACGAACUUUUAAUGGUGCUAAUUAUGGGCUUUCAUCACAAAAAUCUACUCUCCCAGAAACCAGUAAGACAAGUGGAUUUGUGCCUGGUCCAUUUCAGUAUGGAUAUCAUUUACUGGAACAAGCAACCUCUGAGUCUUUUCCCUGUGAACAGAACCCCCAAUCCCAAGACUUAAGCUCUUCACUGGGCUCUGUUCAUGUCACCCACAACUCUUUUUCCUUUACCCCUGGAGCAGGGCAAAACAUUGCUCAGAACAGCACUCAGUUCAGUAAUGAACAUCAGCCAGAGGACAGAAGUGCUUAUCCCCAUCCCCCGCAGCACCAAUUUAUUCAAGCAGUGGCUUCAUCCAUCCAGUGUCCCAGGAAUCUGAGUGAAGACUCACCCAGCAGUGACAGCUCUGGCUCCGGCUCACAGCAGUCAGAGCAGGGGAAGCCCGCUCUACCUGAGAGCACAGACAAUAUUGCACAGGCGGACAGUCAGGAGGCAGCCAUCACCUCUGGGAAUAAGAGAAACUGUCAUUCCAAAGACACAGCUGCCAGCCAAAGAACACUCAUCCAAGGUGGUAUACACACAAGAAAUAUUUCACAAGGRCCAAGCUCUCCGAUGAACUUCCCCAACAGAACAUUUAACAGUCCUGCGGUGAAUAUCGUUUGCACAAACUCAAUUCCUUUUGAGAAAAACAACAAUAAGGUUCUGAACAGGAUACCACACUCCUGGGAAGGGCCUAACAAGUCAUAUUCACCAGCUGAUCAAAACACAAUUCAGUACACUGAUAUGAAUGAGAAGUUUCAGUUUCAAAGCCAGACAGCUAUUGAUAAUAGGCCAAAUUCAUCUAAAAGCAGCAGAAUGUCCUGGCAAAUACGCCCAAGCUCUGCCCUGCCAAACCCAAACAGGAUGGAGUCAUCAAGGCAAAUAAGCAAUCAAAAUCUGGCUUACAUAGUGUCCUCCUCUGACUGGCAGGAUGAGAGUAAAUCACAUAAAAAUAACUCUUUGAAAAACCCCGUCCAUUUUCAGAGCAGCAGAAGUGGAGACGUGCUGUCAAAUCAAAGGCAAGACUCUGCAAAACAUAACGGUAACACCGUCUCAGCUUUUAAAGUAGAGAUGAGRCACUCAAAACUGUGUGAGUCCAAGAAUAAGUCUCUAUACUUUGGACUGAAUCAGUCUCUUUCAGCAGCACCGUCACAGCACUACAACUAUCCACCAUUACAGGUCCCACCUAUGGGGCUUAUGAGGGUGUCACCGUAUGAGUCCCCUUUGCCCUCCCCAGUUCACAACCCGGCAUCCAGUAGCACCUGCUCCUCCCUCUCGCCAGCAUCCACSAGCCCAGUUAAUGUCUGUUCAGAGGACAGCCAGAUGGCAAAAACAGCCCCGCCUCACUCGUUCUAUCACCAGCCACAAAGUAAAGCUCAGCUGCCUUCAGAUCACUUGAACACGCACCAGUUUCACCCUGACGCAUCGCGGACUCUUCCAUUCACGUCAGACAGGCCCAAAGACGACAUGAUGAGCUACCUGCCAAACAGCACACAUCCAAAGACGGKAAUGGAGAAAGGUAAAGGCUACGUGGAUAGUUUUGGGGUGGAGCAUCACCAGCCUCCACCGACAUACUCUGACCAUCAGCUCGCCAGCUCACUGGCCACGGCAAACCUCGACCAGUUAGACGUGUUUCUGACCUGCAAACAGUGCGAUCAGAAUUUCAACAACCUGGCUUCGUUUCUAGGCCAUAAGCAAUACUGCGCUCAACAGACGUUUGCACAAAACGACCUCAAAGACAUGCCAAAGAUGGAGGAGAAUCGAAAGUUUCAUGUAGAACCAGUCAAAGCAGCUCCAGCAAACGUUUCACUGUCGAGGUGUCCGUCUGACCUCCACCUGUCGCUGCUGGGCCURAACAAAAACGGAGAACUGAUGUGUGAAAGUGAAACAAAAGGAGAAAAUAAAGAUGAUCCAAUGAAACUUGGGCUGUUCUCCAGUCCAGGUAGCCUUCCUGUUCCUCUCCCAGAGCUGGAAAUGGAAGAUGCCAAAUUAGACCGGCUAAUAACAGAAGCUUUGAACGGGCUGGCGUAUCAGUCGGACAACGCAGAGAUAGACAGCAGCUUUAUUGAUGCGUUCGUUGACGAUGACCUCACCACAGUCAAAACAGCAUCAAGCAAGCAAUGUGUGAAAACGAAAGAAUCUGUAGUCUUUGAGAGCAAAAACAAACAAGCAGCUGAUGAAAGAGCCUUCACACAAGGAAAGUAUUGUUAUGACUCUGAUGCUGAGAGCCACAAGAAAAUGUCCACGAAUUUGGAACUAGAUGAGAAAAUUAACAUUAAAAAAGAAAUCUCCCAUAAAAAUUCAAGAAUCGCCUUGAGGGAGAAGACAUGGGAACGUGAGAGCAAAGUAAAAGAGGCAAGGAAGCUGUGUAAGAGCGAGGACAAAAACACAAGCACACAAAGGUUUCUCCUAUCCAGCAACUUUUCUGAGCAUUGUGGCUUAAAAAGCUUUCAGGACAACCCUGCGCUCCGAGGGUCAGCACCCUCGCAGGCCUCCACAUCUCCCAACUCGAAAAUCGCCGCUAAAGAAAGCAAGAAGAGAAGCACUGGAGGGGGCACCUGGAGCAAAGAACUCAUUCACAAAAUAGUUCAGCAAAAAAACAAACUCCACAAGCUCCACGUGAAAGGUACGAAAAACCUUCAGUUUUCCUUGGUGAUGGAGAGACUCACUCCGACUGUGCAGAAUCCUGCGUUCGGAGAAUACGACUACGUCUCCGACUCUGAUGAUGAAUGCGAGCCUGUAAAGAUAGCGAGCCAGGGCCGGCUGAAUCAAAGCAGCCGCUGUAAAUACACGUACACCAAACAGUGCAAAUGGCGCGCGAGGAGCGAGAGGGACCAGGCGGCGUGGAGGCACGAGUCGAAGGAGUGCUUUGAGAUGAAAAAAAGCGAGGAGUUGUCCGUCACACCGGAGAAACACAGUCCUCACCAAAAACUCAGGCGGAGAGGCAGCAGGUCGUCUACAAGCAGCGACCUCAGCACAUCUGUGAGUGUUUCAAGCGAUGGCAUCAACAGCCCCAAAAGCACUGACCGCACUGACUCAGACAGUGAGAAGAAGGCAGACAAACAGAAAGAGUCUCCCGAGCCAAAAAGCCAUGACAGGUCUACCCUGAAGAAGUUAUUUAAAGAGUCCAACACUCUUGCACUGACAUUCACUAAAUCUGUCAAGAAGUAUAACACAGACAAGGCUGCUCAUUCUGAUAACAAAGUGAGUGCAGAGGAACCGAAGAAAAGUCACUCGAAUCCAGUAGCUGCUGAUCCGCUGACAUCAUCAGACAGGGCGAGAGACAUGGCGAAGAACGUUGAAAAAAGAGGAAGUGCUCUUACAAAACCAAAAGACAAACCUGCGUCUCAUAAAAAGGAGCUUGACUCUGACAGAAAAAAACUACACAGAACAGACAAACUGAACCCAGAACCGACACAGGGCAGCACWAAUAACAGGACAUUAAAGGCCGAUUCUCAUUCUCCCUCUCUCACCAAAGGAGCCGACUUUCACGUUGACAGAAACACAAAGGGCGGAAGAGAAGAAGGGUCAGAAGCAGCGCCUCCCCAGCUAUCAGGCAGCACCACGCUGGAGAAACAGAGUGACAGUGUCUGCAUGGCGAAAGAGGCUAUUAUUUUAGUCAACGACCUCGACACACACAGACCUGCAUCUCUUUACACAUCUUUGAUUGAUGAGGUGUGCCUGUCCCCGACUGAAAGCCAAAAAGAUGCACUCCACCUCAUGCCCUACCCACUGGACCAAGAGCAGGGGCUCAUGAAAUCCCCMCUUUCAUUUGACACCUCAUCGAUAUUUGGAGAUCUCGCCGGAUUUGACAGCGGCCUCUACUCUGAGAUCCCCAUUCAGAAAGAGGGUUUCCCUACCUUAGAGAGCACAGCUGAUAAAAAGGAAGAGUUUGUCUCAUCUUUUUCCCCUUUUAUGGAACAAAGAGACUGGAGCCUCAUGGUUAACCCUGUGCUACGAGAUGAGAUAUCACCGUAUAAAGACAGUCCUGAAAAAACAAAUGAAAAGAAGUCGGACUACAAUCACAUUCCUUUGUCUCUGCCAGAAAAAAUAAUUGACUACAGUGCAACACUCAGCAGCUGUGCAUCAGAGGAUGAGCUGGAGAUAAAGAGAAUAGUGAAUGAGCUUGAAACCCAGCUGCAGUCGACGAAGCUGGAAAGCUCACCACUGCUGGAUCAGGAUGCCUCUAAGCAGCUGCAAAUGAGCAAAUUUUCACCAUUACAACUUGGGGAUAAGUCUGAAAGUGAGGACAAUGGUUUGAACGUCAAAAGCCCAGAGCAAGAAAUAAAUUUUCAAGUUUCAAGAAUGUCUUCAGAGCCUUUCACUGAACCAGAACCUUCAUGGCCUGGUCCAUUCCAGUUUGAGUUAAUUGGUGAAAAUCACGGCCCUAACACUCCAGUUCUCGACGAACAAGCAGAAAUCAAAACCAAACUUCACCAUGAACCAAAUGUAAAAGAGAGAGGUGCUGAAAAUGCAACUCCUGCUGAAACAAAGGAAGAGAUUUUGGAACAAAGACAAUACACAGAAAACCUCAUGAAAAGCCUGGAGGUGAUUUCUGACUCUAUAUUCAAAAAAGAACCCAUUAUAUCAGCACCUCAGAAGCCAAAUGUCAACUCUCUCACAAGUCAACAACACGGAGAAACUGAAUGUCAGGCCACUGAUGCAGCUGAGAGAGAAGAUCGCUGUGAAAAGGAAGCAAUUACCGUAAAGGAGAAUAUUUCGCCGCUUCCAAAUAUCAAUGAGCGGAACGAUGAAAUUGAAUUCAUUCUCAACGAGUCACAAUCAUCUCUCUCCAACGAGACUGACCCUCCAGUCGGUAGCAACCAACCGAUUUCAUCACAGCCAAGUGAACCUGCGGGGAACAGGGAUUACAAGACAGAGACUAAAGUCYCAGCAGAAGAGGAGAUCACAGCAAACAGCCAUUUGACUGAGUCUGCUCGCUGCUCGAGUAUUGUGACCCAUCGUUCACACGAGUUUGAAAAGUCUCCCAGGAACGGUGAUGCAGAAGACGAUUUAAAUCAACUGAAUAAAAAUGAGGAGGCUGGCGGUGAAUGUGUACUUACGGAUGGCCGCGAGGAAGCCGAGGCCGUGAAGGAAAUCAUUCGCCGACCUGAGGGUCAUCCUUUAUCACCAGCUCCAGUUGACCCCACUCAAGAGAUUGGCAAGAAGAUUGCAGAUGUGAUACAGUCUGRGCUGGAACAACAAUCCACUAAUGACAGUCCUCAAGUUAUUUGCUCAUCAGAAACUUGUGAACUGAAAGUGACACGUUCAGACAAUGCAGUUAAGGAUAUGACUGCUAAAACACCAAAACAAGAUCAUUCGAGUGUAAUUUCUCCCUCUAAAAACYCCAGUCCUUCAAAACUGUUCAGUGAAACAAACAUGUCAUUAGAGCUGGUUACCACAGACAAGCCCUGCAGUCCUAUGCUAGUGAAUACAGAAAGCUGCUGCUCACCCCUCCAUGACACUCAGUCAGCAGAGGGACAAAGCAAUCUGUUGCUCCUGUCACAGUCUGAUGGCAUCAUUACCYGCGAGUCCCACAAAAUGACUCCAUUUAAUGAAUCAUUAAAAACCGACACAGGUCUCGACUUUGAGUCUGCUCAGAAACAAGAGGAGAUUUUGAAUGUGCAGGACAUCAAAGAGCAUCUUCCUGUCAACUUUAUGGCAAGUCAGCAAAACUCCCCGUGCAGAGAGGCAGCAGAAGAAAGUCACUGCAUUUUUUUAGACGRUGCCUCACCCGUCAGUCCUCUUUUAUUAAUCCCUCCUCAACAGCCCUUGCAGAAAUUUGAUUCAGGYGAGGAUUUCUGCGAGCCAAAAAAAUGUAUCGAUCCGCGCUCUAAAAAUGGAAUAUCUCCCACGAGCGACGAUGACAACCAAAUCCUCCAGGAGGCUGUAAACAGUGAUUCAUUAAAGGAGACGACUGAGAUGGAGUGCUCUCUGAUACCUCAGUUGGAUUUUGGAAUCACAGAGUGUAAAAUUUCUGAAGCGGUCAGCUCCUCUCCACUUCCUGUGAGCAGCGCGGCAGAACCAGCAGAGGUGACAGACAGUCUUGAAAAAAGUGGUCUGAUGUUUGAUUUAAAGCUCAGUCCUCUCAACUACAGCGUCCUGUCAGAUGAGCCUCCACAGCUGAAUCAGUUUGACUACAUUCCAAUAUCACCUGCCAGCAAACCUGAGGAAAAUCUGCACACUGAGCAGAGACCCAGAGAAGACUGUGAAUCGUGUGACUUGAGCAUCCAUCCUGCACUGAUUUUUAACCAAGCUGAGACGGAAACAGCAACGUCGCUGAGCACAGACUCCAGGGCUAAACUGCACUCAUUAAAUAAACCUCUGAAAUAUACAUGCUUUUCAUUGGGUCUCACAGAUGAAGUGAAAAAAAUCAGCUCCUCCGCUGAUGAUGCGAAGGCAAGCUUGGAGGCUUUCCACGGCCCAGUUGAACCCGCUGAGGGUUUGCAGGUCCACGCUGACCUCCUGAGCAAAGCUGAAGCAGAGAGUUUGGUUCCUCACAAGGCUUCUGCUGAUGAGGGUGUUCUCAAAAACGAAUUUUCGGAUGAUCUGCCCACUUCUAAACCACUCACCAUCUGCGAAAACAACCAAAUGCUCCUUCCAGCAGACCAAUCAGAGAAGCAGCUACCAGCAUUUCACCAAACACACAAAGAAGCGACGCAGAAGAAGACACAGAGCAGUGAUCAACAGGGUAAAGUGCUCUGUGASAUUUGUUUUAUGUCUUUCAGAACUGUGCCAGGCUUAAAGAGACACAAGGCUAUGAAGCAUUCGGUCAGAGCUGAAAAAUGCGUUGGCCCACAGAGCACAACAUCAAGCCAUCAGGGGACUGUGCUUAUUUAUGAAGCAUCGCAAACUACAGAGAGAAAGCAUAAAGAUGAUUCACUGACUUGUUUCCCAGCAAAAAUAGAUGGGCUUCCUGAGAUAAGUAGCUCUCUCACAUCUAAAACAGCCAAGUCUGAGUCAGUCCUGGAGGAAGUGGCGACUGAGACGAGCGCGGCGGCAGCAGAUGAGAUAAACCGUCAGAACGCCCCGCUGCCAGCAAAGGCAAGGAAGAACAACAAAGCUAGAAAGAACAAGAACAGCGAGCUCAGUCCUGACCCUUUCUCUGAUGAGCUCCUGCAUUUAUUAAAAACAGACAUUCUGCAAGCUAUAACUCCUGAAUUCAAAAACAGCACUCUGCAAGAGCCCGGCAAAUCCCCUGAGGGGAAAAUCAAUGACAGAAGUGCUGCUCAAACAGAAGAAUUCCCUCACUUUGUUACUUCAGAUGCAGCCUUUAACAACACAACUCAAACUCCAACAAAAGAGCCAAGUGCACUCAGUGGYCCUGUGGGGUACAGUCAGUUUGGUGACACGGAGGUGAUGAAAUGUGCGAGCGCAACAAAGAGGUCGUACUUGGAAGCGUGCAUGGAUGAUAAUGUUGGAUCUGUGGAGAAGGAUAUUACUGGAGAAAGUGAUGAGACCAGAAAGAAUCUGAGCUCUGUGGGGGAGAUGUGCAAAGUGAAAGAAUCAGARGACAACACCGGCCUGGAGAUCCCGAGAAAAGUGUCGACGGAGAUUAAUUGUGUAGAAAACAGGAGUCCUUCUGACAAUCUAAACCCCGUCUCCUGUUCGACUUUAUCCCUCCCCAGUCCAUCCCCUGUGAGUCCGGAUCUGAGGCACUUGCUCGACGAUGACUCCACGUUCUCCCAGCUGUUCCCACGAGAUGAGGAAGCAAAAAAGAAAAAGUGCCCGAGGGUGUAUAGCAAACGAAACAAGAGACCAAAACUUUCCCUCCAUUCAGAUGAGACUAUAGACUACCUUCCUCCUGAAACUUUCAUGCAAAACAGAAAUCAGUUUGUGGAGCCACAAGCUGAGCAGAAUGUCAACAAUCAAACCAACCACUGUGAAUAUGAAACCAUUUCCAUUGAUGAUGCCAUCAUGUUAAACAUGUGUCACAACAGCGCUGUAAAGACUGAUGGGAAGCCAUUACCAGAUGGGAAACAAAGUGAUCAGCUUGGCCCCAUCAAUCCRCUGGGGAGUACUACUGAUAGAUCUGAAGCUGAAUGGAGCGAAUCCAGUAACUUACCUGGCUUUAACGGAGACUCAUCAGUGAUGUCUGAACCCAGCCUCUGUAAACCAGAGGAAGUGCUGAGCCCGCCCUGCCCUCUGCCAGCUGCUCCCUGCACCACAGAGGGUCCCCAAAGCUUCCACAGCAUCGACAUCCAAAACAUCAACACCACAUUUCAGCUUCCCGACAUCCAGUUCUUCGACUCCGAUAAAGAGAUUUCAGUAGCUCCCCCGCCCGAAAUGGCAGACACUGACAGCAGGGACGACGAAAAGUCAAAGAAAGUGACGGAGCGGCGAGGCAGGAAACGACAAGACGGAGGAAUGAAGGUCAAAGAUAAGCAGUACAAAUGCAAAGUGUGUUUCACUUGGUUCCUCACCUUGGGUGAGCUGAACUUUCACAAACUUUCCCACAACCCCUCUCCACCUCCAACCUGCUACAUGUGCGUCCAGCGCAAAUUCAGCUCCCGGGAGCAGCUGAGAGACCACCUGAGGGAGAAGCACGCCAAGAACAAGACGGGCAUCUGGACCUGUGGCAUGUGCCUGAAGGAGAUAUCAGAUGUGUGGAUGUACAACGAGCACCUGCGAGAGCACGCCACUCAGUUCGCCCGGAGAGGUCAGACUCAAGGCUCCAUGCUGGGCCUCCCAGGGAGCUUCAUGCAAGAGACAGCAGUGAAGAACUUUAUAUCCUCAAUCAUGCAGCAGCGACCCAGCAAAGCCAACAGAGAGUCCAGCAAAGUGACCAAAGAACAGGAGAAAUCAGCUGCCGCGGACAGCUCUGAGGGGGCUGAAGUUAAACUGCACAAAACUAAAAGCGGCAGUGGAGGAAGCGGGAAACAGAGCUCAUUAACCCCACUUGAAGUUCUGCACAAAACAGAAGCUCCCAAAAGUGUGGAGAUGCAUCCCAACUGCAAGGACCCCUCGAGGGACUGCCACCACUGCGGSAAACAGUUCCCCAAACCUUUCAAGCUCCAGAGACAUCUCGUGGUGCACAAUCUGGAGAGGAUUUUCCUGUGUCACAAAUGCCCCGUCUCUUAUCAGGAGGCCCAGGAGCUCCGAGAGCAUCUAAAGGCAGCUCACGAGGAGGUGGAGGAGCUGGAUUCCAAACACACGACACUUUACACCUGCGAGCUGUGCGCCGAUGUCAUGCACGUGAUUAAAAAGUCUUUCAUCUGCAGCACCUGCAACUACACCUUCUCCAAGAAGGAGCAAUUCGAUCGCCACAUGGAGAAGCACCUGUCGGGGGGGAACAAGAUCUUCAAAUUCCGAGGCGUCCUCAGGCCCGUCAAAGCCGCCGCGUCCAGAGAAAAUGAAUGUGAUUCACCUGCAAGGAAGAAGAGGAGACUUCUCUCUGACAGUCUGCCAGAAAUCAGCUCCGACAGUGGRAUCGCGAGUUUGAGCUCACUGCACCUAAAUCCAAAUCCUGAAACCCAGUCAUCAAAGCCAUCCAUUUCCACAGCUGAUGAUUCCACACAGACUUUCGCAAACGAAUACCACAGUGACACAAACAAUACAAACGUGAAGACGGAGGACAUUUCUGCAGACUGCUCUCAACUAGCAGAUCUGGAGAGCUGCAUGCAAAUAAGCUCCAUUGUGUCUGCUACACCCAAAGAAGAGGAAAACAACUUAACUCCUGCUAAUCUUGAUACGGAGGGCAGUGAAAAAUCUGUUAGUGAACCGUGUGACGUAAAAGAGGAGAAUGAGUCKGUCUGCAUUAAAGCAGAGGCAGCUUCACUGACGGCGUCUAAAGAAAGCUGUAACGUGGAAGAAGACAUGGUUAAAGCUAAGAAAGGUGACAAAACUGAAACUGAAGAUAAAACUGAUUCACCUCCGGCCGAUGAGAACUCUUUUAUCAUCUCAACAGAGAAGCAAAUCCAUCUGAAGACAUCUGAGUCUGCAAAGCAUGAAUUAGCUGUUGAUGAGAUGAACCAACGGGGGGAUGAUGAGCCGAGGCAUCACGCAUCGUUUUGUAAUGACAGUAACCAGCAGGUAUCAUCUCGUAGUGCUGAGCAGCAAAGCAGCAGUCAGAUGAAAAACAGUGUCYCUGCAGCCACCGACAACACGAAAACCAGCCCGGUAACCAGCUGCGCAAAGGCCGCCGAAUCAACUCCAGUCAUCCACACCAAGGUUUCCCCUCCGGCAUCAGCCACGAAUGAGGACAAGGACGCAGCAAAACCUCAGAGGAGGCGGAAAGACGUGAAAUCUGCMCACAUUCUGCAGCGACUCUCCUCUCCAGCCACGCAGGAAAACUUCGCCGURGAUUCGAAAGCCAAAAAGAAAUUUCGCCCGAGCAAAUGUGCAAACCCCUCCCUGCAGAGAAAGUCGGACGGCUCCAAAGAGUACCCCGUGCUGUCCUCGGUGCGGGACGACGUCGUGGGCAACAAAAUCAUUUCCAAGUGCAAGAAUGGAAGCUUGAGCUUGUCYUCAAAAAGAGGUUUGCUCGAAAGCUGUUUACCAAAGAAAGGGGACUUUAAUAAAAAGGGACCUCCCGGGAGAUCGGUGCACUCUCCUGUUUCUAAAGUGUCUUCAGUUCCUAUGAACAACUCUUUGAAUAAACCAAGGCCAAAGAUGGGGGUCAGGUCAGUGGAGAGUAACUCUUACCGGACAGCUGAGUCCCAGAAUCACCUUCUGAGUCAGCUGUUCGGCCAAAAACUCACCAGCUUCAAGAUUCCUUUGAGGAAGGACACAUCGGAAUCUAUUAACUGAGGG